Molecule: messenger RNA, 3543 nt
Organism: Falco peregrinus (peregrine falcon)
Lineage: Eukaryota; Metazoa; Chordata; Aves; Falconiformes; Falconidae
Gene: KLF15
Product: KLF transcription factor 15
Exons: 3
Coding region: 418-1629 (403 amino acids)
Biological process (GO): regulation of transcription by RNA polymerase II
Molecular function (GO): DNA-binding transcription factor activity, RNA polymerase II-specific; RNA polymerase II cis-regulatory region sequence-specific DNA binding
Source: RefSeq, a predicted model, not a curated record
GGGGAUAUAGUACUACGGGAGCGGGGCCGCUCCGCAGCCCGACCGCCUCCCGGGGGAGCUGCGCCCGCCGCGCCGCGCUCCCUGCUGCCGCCGGGGCUGCUUCUGGCCGUCGUGGGGGUUCUGCGUUUUGUUGUUUGGUUUGUUUUUUGGUUUUUUGGGUUUUUUUUUAAAUUUUGCGGUUUUAUUUGUUUUUUAAAUUUCUGUAAUUAUUUUUGCUUUUUAUUCUUAUUUUUGUUGUAUCGUCUUGUUGGGUUUUUAUAUAUAUAUAUUUUUUUUUUUUCAUUUUCAGUGUUGUUUUCGCACUCUUCAGACCGUUCUUGGCAUUUUUCUCCCCCCUCCCCGGCUUGUUCAGGCUAUCACCUGAACUUUCGCCGCCUGGUAUAUGCUGUUGGGAUACCCCUAAGAGAUCGCCCAGGAAUGGUGGAUCACUUGCUGCCUACUGAUGAAUCCUUUUCAUCUACCAGAUCUUCUCUUGGGUACUUUGGGGACAUGACAGCAGGGCUGAGGUCCUACCAAAUGCUGCCCUCUCCCCUGUCGGAAGAUGACAGUGACUCGUCCAGCUUUUGUUCUUGUUCCAGCCCUGACUCCCAGGUUCUCAGCUCCAGCUAUGGAAGCACAUCCAGCGCAGAAAGUCAAGACAGCAUCUUAGAUUACUUAUUGUCCCAGGCAUCUUUGGGGAACACCUCUGCGUCAUGGUGGGACAAAAGGAGACUUCAGCCGAUAGUGAAAGAGGAGUACUUUAGGUUGCCUGAGUUUGCUGUGGAUAUGGAAGACUCAGGACCAUUUCAGCCCACACUUGAGGAAAUUGAGGAGUUUCUGGAGGAGAACAUGGAGUUGGAGCUCAAAGAAAGACCUAAAAGCGAGACCAAGGACUUGAGAGCUUGCAGCCAAGUUUCUGUUGCUUCACUACAGCAAAAGGACCAUAUGUUACCCAGUGCUAGUUUAAAAGAGAGUAAAAAUGAACAGUUGAACAGCUCAACGGAAGGUGGCCAAGCUUCAAAUGGAGGAAUGGCCCUGGAGAAUGGGAUACCAGUUAUGCUUCAGAUUCAGCCUGUACAGGUCAAACAGGAGUCCAACACGAGCCCCAGUUCCCAAGGACCAGCACAAGAGAACAUUAAAAUUGCACAGCUGCUAGUCAACAUCCAAGGACAGACAUUUGCCCUUGUGCCUCAGAUAGUUCAGUCAUCCAAUUUGAACUUGUCCUCUAAAUUUGUCCGCAUUGCUCCCGUCCCCAUCGCUGCCAAGCCAAUUGGGCCAGGAGGCAUGAUCCAGGGUCAGACGGGAAUCAUCAUGGGUCAGAAAUUUCAAAAGAACCCUGCGGCAGAACUCAUUAAAAUGCACAAGUGUUCUUUUCCUGGUUGUACCAAGAUGUACACAAAAAGCAGCCAUUUGAAAGCCCACCUGAGGAGGCAUACAGGAGAAAAGCCUUUUGCAUGCACGUGGCCGGGUUGCGGAUGGAGGUUCUCCAGGUCAGAUGAGCUGUCCCGGCACAGGCGCUCCCACUCAGGGGUGAAACCCUAUCAGUGUCCCGUCUGUGAGAAGAAGUUUGCUCGAAGCGACCACUUGUCCAAACAUGUCAAGGUGCAUCGGUUCCCACGAAGCAACCGCUCCGUCCGCUCCAUGAACUGAUGGGUCCCGCUUUCCCCUUCCCGCCCAGCCAUCCUACGACCGCCGAUGACAGCACUUUGCUCACUAUGUUUCUAGUGAUAAUUUAUUUGUCUCCACAGAACAGUCAAUGCUGUUACUUGAUAACACCAUGUCCGAGCGUCCUAUGUCCUUUAAAAAUUAUUUGAGAAUGAAGCUCUUUUUGGGUCAGGGGAGGGGGGUGCUUCUUUCUUUUUGUCUCUCUCUUUUUUUUCUCUUUCAUUCUCUUCCCUGCCCACCUCCCCUCCCCUCCCCAAGAUCUUAUUUGCCUUUCCUUCUAUCUUUCCCUUCUUUGCUGCUGCUUCUUUUGGAAAUUACAGUGUUUUAUUUUUAGCUGUUUUCUGCUGCACAGGAAAAUGUAAGAGUUGCUUGCUGCUAGUUAAUUAUAGCCCUGGCAUUCCUGAGGGCUUUGCUCAUGUACAGGCCAUUCAUUGUGAGUUUUUAUUAAGCUGCUCUAUUUGUCCAGUUUGGAAACAGCAAAUUCCUUUUGAAACGAAAACAACUCCUUUGUUUUUGGGUUGCCUGAGCCAAGGAUGUGUAGGGGCUGGCCAUAGGAGGAGGAACAGUGGGAGCUGGGGACAGGGGGAGGCAAGGCAUGGAGAGGGCUGGAAUGCACCUCUGCGCCUCUCUGAUUUCUCUGGUUCACAUUUACCUUUUCCUUGGCUAGGGCUAUAUAUAAAUAUUUAUGUAUAUAUAUUCAUACAUACAUAUAUAUAUAUUUAAGCAAAGGCAUAUCCCAAGCAAACCUGGAAGCUCAGGCUGGAUGAAAUGGCUUGGAGUGGAGCCUUUUGGUGUGGCUGAGCACGUACUGUGUGCAUGCUUCUCCUGUCCUGUGCUGCCAUGGGGUGAAAGGAUGCCCAUGUGUCGAAGGAAACGCUACUUUCCUUUGACUGGUUUGCAGCAUCCACUGUCUUUAGUAGAAGAGCUGUUGUCUAGCAUAUAAAGCAGCAGGAAGAUGUUUGUGAGAAUGGCUGAGCUUUGUUCUUGUCUCUGCUCCUGCCGUCUUGUGUGAUCUUGGGGGAGAAACCAGAGUACCAGCCCUGGAGGUGCUCAGUGGUCCUGGUGAGCACCGAGCAUCCUGAGCAUCCGCUGCAAGUCAACGCCUCACUGGUUGGAGCUUAAGUCUCUGUCUGCUGGCCUGCAGGGUCUUGUAGGAUGUACCUGUACCUGGGGGGGUGGGAGGCACUGUGGAUUGGUGGGACAGCACCAUGAGAUCUUCUGUCCAAGGCUGGUCUUCAGUGUUAAUCUCCCUUACUGACAGCCAUGUCAGAGCUCCAUGCAGCUGGGGUGGGCGAAUGGGUGAGAACAGUAGCCAAAAGAAACAAAGUUGUGUGGUAGGUGGCUAAGAAGGGAAUUCAAAUAAUCAGAUGGUAGCAGGCAAGUGAUUUUGUUUGUGUUUCUUCUUGUUUUGUUUUUCUCUUGAACUCUGGUGAUUGUAAGAAGCUUUUAGAAGAAAAUAGAAUUCAGUAAUUAGAAACGAUUUUAUAAUGGAUGUUGCAUUUCCUUUCCGUUCACAGAUGGCAUCUGUUUGUCUUUUUGUUGGCAAAAUGGGAGAUAGGAGACUGCGAUUCUAGUGCUAGGCAGAGCAGGAGCCCGCACUGUGCAAGAACAGCAGGUCUAGCUAAAGCAAAUGCAUUCCUUUUGUCCUCUAGAAAUUAAUAUAAAUGAACUAUCAUCUAUUGACUGGUUUAUAUCACAUCCUAUGAAUGUAUGUAAAUAAAACUGUACAUAGAUGCAUAUCUAUAUAAAAUAUCUUUUAAUAACAUAUCAAAUUUGUGUAAAUUGGAAACAAAAAUACCUAUAAAGCCAGUGUACAUAAGUUACAAUUCUGUAUAUUUUCUUUUGUUCUUCAUAAAAAUAUAUUUACUUUGACAAUAAAAUGAAAAUGGAAAUUUUAAA